Echinops telfairi (small Madagascar hedgehog) is the source of this 6132-nucleotide messenger RNA. It is a transcript of the gene DNMBP, whose product is annotated as dynamin binding protein. Gene Ontology annotation, biological process: intracellular signal transduction. The transcript is spliced from 16 exons. Gene Ontology annotation, molecular function: protein binding; guanyl-nucleotide exchange factor activity. The coding region runs from base 6 to 4718 and encodes 1570 amino acids. The record is from RefSeq and is a predicted model, not a curated record. Lineage: Eukaryota; Metazoa; Chordata; Mammalia; Afrosoricida; Tenrecidae. Gene Ontology annotation, cellular component: cytoplasm.
ACACCAUGGAGGCUGGCUCGGUGGUCCGUGCUAUCUUCGACUUCUGCCCAAGUGUAUCUGAAGAACUGCCCCUCUUUGUGGGAGACGUCAUCGAGGUGCUGGCGGUGGUCGAUGAGUUCUGGCUUCUAGGAAAGAAAGAGGAUGUCACAGGACAGUUCCCCAGCAGCUUUGUGGAAAUUGUGACGAUCCCCAGUCUGAAAGAAGGGGAGCGGCUACUCGUCUGCACCAGUGAGUUCUCGUCCCAAGGAGCCAACAGUCUUUCCCUCCAUCGAGGUGACCUGGUGAUUCUUGAUGGCUCUCCCACUGCUGGCUGGCUGCAGGGUCGAAGCUGCUGGGGUGCACGGGGCUUCUUCCCAUCUUCCUGCACCCGUGAGCUCUGCCUCUCUUCACAAAGCCGCCGGUGGCACUCACAGAGCGCCCUGCUUCAGAUCCCUGACUAUUCCAUGGGACAAGCGCGGGCCCUGAUGGGGCUGUCUGCCCAGCUGGAGGAGGAGCUGGACUUCAGAGAAGGGGAUGUGAUCACCAUCAUUGGCGUUCCUGAACCAGGCUGGUUUGAAGGGGAGCUGGAGGGUCAGAGAGGCAUUUUUCCAGAAGGCUUCGUCGAGCUUCUGGGGCCCCUGAGGACUGUGGACAAGCCAGUAGGUUCUAGUACCCAAGAUGGGUGCGUAAGUAACGGUGUGGCAGAGAGCCCUCCAGGGGAAGGAGAGGGGGCACAGGAAGAGGACGAAGAGCAACCAGGGCCCUACGGGACCGCCCUCUACAGAUUCCAAGCCCUGGAGCCGAAUGAGCUGGAUUUUGACGUAGGGGACAAAAUCCAGAUUCUGGGGACCCUGGAAGACGGCUGGCUAGAAGGAUCACUGAAGGGCAGGACAGGCAUCUUUCCUCACCGUUUUGUAAAGCUGUGUCCUAACACAAGGGUGCAAGAAACCAAGGGUCUGGCCCAGGGAAGCAGCCGGACCAAGCUCCCUGAGCCACCUUCGGAGAUCUCCGUCGCAGUGGAGGACAAAAGGCUCGACGCGCAUGAGUACAGAGCAGAGAAGUCCAACUGCGCAAUCUCGGACACAUCCGCUUCUCCCCAGGAGCAGCUGGCUUCCGAGGAGGAGACAGACACGUGCUCCCAUCUCCACGAAGCCCUCUUCGGAGAGCCUCCAAGAAGCGCAGGCAUCAGGCAGCGAAAGCCUCUUGCCAGAGACUCUCCCAUGGAUGAUCCUUCGGAAGUGGUCAAUGGGGUUUCCUCCCAGCCUCACGUACCCUUUCAUCCCAGAUUGGAGAAGACUCAGUAUUAUUCCACAAGGAAAGAGGGCCUCCCGAGCUCGGACAAGUCCUCUGAGCCUCUCCCGGCACAAGCUCGGAGUAGAGACUACUCCACCCUACCUCUCAGAGGAGCGUAUUCCCAACUGAGGGGUGCUCACAAGCCAGUGCCCUCCAUUCAGAGCAGCUCUUUGCCCUCGCCCGCUAGGACAGCCGCACCCAGCCAACUGAGUCCUCAGCUCCAGGGCAUGGUGAGGGGUUCUAAAAAGCACCGCAAGCCCAGAGACUACGCUCCCAGCCUGUGGGCUGAACCAGCGAGGUCAGAGUGGCUGCCCGGUUCUGCUGUGCAAGCAGUGGCCCUUGAAGGGGGAGACGGCAGCACCGACCUGGAUUCGAAGUUGACCCAACAGUUGAUGGAGUUUGAGAAGAGCUUGUCCGGGCCAAGCCCAGAACCCGAGAAGCUCGUACACCAGUUUUCAAUCACGGACUUUCACUCUGAGAAGGACAUUGUCUAUGGUUCUUCAAAGCUAAGCCCUCAACAAGAACUGCCCGAGAGGAGGAAGGCCCUGCGGCCGCCACCCCCACGGCCCUGUACCCCCGUAUCCACGUCUUCCCACUCACUGGCGGACCAGGACCUGAAACUUGUGCUCCCCUUGACAGUGCGGCCCUCUCGCCCAGCUCCCUUGCCGCCUUUGGCACAGCCGAGAACAAAUGCAGCGUCCUCUAAGCUCCUGCCUGGUCACCGCCCCAGCUGUGAGACUCUGGAAAGAGGAGAGAGCCCUGAGAAUGUGGAAAAGACUCUGGACCAGACCUCCCAGUGCCCCUUAGUAUUGGUGAAGAUUCAAGAAAUGGACCAGGAUUUAGAUAUGUAUAGCAGGACUCCCGAGGAGCUCAACUUACCGCUGGAGGAGAAGCAAGAGGAGUCCCAGGGGGCAGAGAUGCCCGAGAAUGUCGAGGUCUCUGCGAGCAGCAUGGACAGCUGGAACGUGGAACUCCAGCCCCUGGGAGAAAUGACUCUCCUGUCCUCCCAGUCUUCAUCGCCAGUGACCCCUUCUGCGACUGUGUCCACUGAAAACCCGGAGCAGAGGAUGCUGGAGAAGAGAACCAAGGUGGUCGAAGAACUUCUCCAGACAGAAAAAGACUACAUCCGGGACCUGGAAAUGUGUAUCGAACGCAUCAUGGUGCCCCUGCAGCAGGCGCAGGUCCCAAACAUGGAUUUUGACGGUCUUUUUGGAAACAUGCAGAUGGUGAUUCAGGUCUCAAAGCGAUUACUGGCUGCCCUGGAAACCAGCGAUACUGUAGGAGCCGUGUUCCUGGCUCACCGGCUUGAGCUAGAGGGGACGUACAAGGUCUACUGCCAGAAUCACGACGAGGCCAUUUCGCUGCUGGAGAUCUACGAGAGGGAUGAGAAGAUCCUGAGGCAGCUUCAGGAAUCCUUGGCGGAGCUCAAGAGCCUCUACAACGAGUGGGGAUGCACCAAUUACAUUAACCUGGGCUCCUUCCUCAUCAAACCGGUGCAGAGAGUAAUGCGUUACCCACUGCUGCUGAUGGAGCUGCUGCACACCACCCCGGAGACCCACGCAGACAAAGUGCCUUUAACCAGCGCUGUCCUGGCCGUUAAGGAAAUCAACGUUAACAUUAACGAGUAUAAACGUCGCAAGGACCUGGUGCUCAAGUACCGUAAGGGGGACGAAGAUAGCCUCAUGGAGAAGAUUUCCAAACUGAACAUACACUCCAUCAUCAAGAAGUCCAACCGAGUCAGCAGCCACCUGAAGCACCUCACUGGCUUUGCUCCGCAGAUCAAAGACGAGGUGUUUGAAGAAACAGAGAAGAAUUUUCGAACACAGGAAAGAUUGAUCAAAUCUUUUAUCAGAGACCUGUCCCUCUACCUGCAGCAUAUCCGGGAAUCGGCGUGUGUGAAGGCGGUGGCCGCCGCGAGCAUGUGGGACUUGUGCGUGGAGAAGGGCAACCGAGAGCUGGAGCAGUUCGAGAAGGUGCACCGCUACAUCAGCGACCAGCUCUUCACGAGCUUUAAAGAGAGGACCGAGCGGCUUGUCAUCUCGCCCUUGAAUCAGUUACUGAGCAUGUUCAUGGGGCCCCACAAGCUGGUGCAGAAGCGCUUUGACAAGCUCCUGGACUUGUACAACUGUACGGAGCGGGCCGAGAAGCUCAAGGACAAGAAGACCCUGGAGGAGCUGCAGUCUGCCCGCAACAACUACGAGGCCCUGAACGCCCAGCUGCUGGAUGAGCUGCCCAAGUUCCACCAGUACGCCCAGGGCCUCUUCACCAACUGCGUCCACGGCUACGCCGAGGCCCACAGCGACUUCGUGCACCGGGCGCUGGAGCAGUUGCAGCCGCUGCAUUCAUUACUCAACGUUGCCAGCAGAGAGGGAAACCUGAUUGCUAUCUUCCAUGAAGAGUACACCAGAGUGCUGCAGCAUCUCCAGGUGUUCACCUUCUUCCCAGACGCCCUCCCAGCUACCAAGAGGACCUUCGAGAGGAAAACGGUGGACCGCCAGUCUGUUCGAAAGCCCCUCCUGGGUCUGCCGACUUACAUGCUGCAGUCAGAGGGAUGCCGCGCGUCCCUUCUGGCGAGGUACCCCCCUGAGAAACUCUUCCAAGCAGAGCGGAACUUCAAUGCAGCUCAAGACUUGGAUGUCUCGCUUCUGGAAGGUGACCUUGUGGGUGUCAUUAAGAAAAAGGACCCCAUGGGCAGUCAGAACCGCUGGCUGAUUGACAGUGGAGUCACCAAAGGCUUUGUGUACAGCUCCUUCCUGAAGCCCUACAACCCUCGCCGCAGCCACUCGGACGUGUCCGUCGGCAGCCACUCCUCCACCGAGUCGGAGCACAGCACCUCCUCUCCCCGGGUCCCACGGCAGAACGGCAGCAGCACCCUGACGGUCAACCCCAGCAGCACGGCCGUGACCUUCACCUCAGGGUCUUGCCAGAAGCCACCUCAAGACGCCUCUUCGGCAAAGGAACUUGACCAGGGAGCUGUCCGUACCUCGUUGUGCGGGGGUCACUCAGAGAGCCGCCCUUCCGAUGCAGACCCCGCAUCCCAGCCCAGGCCGUGCGACACUACAGAUGCAGCCAGAGACGCGUCCCAGGCCACGACUGCCCCGAGGAGCCACCGACACUCCCGGCACCCAGAAGUGGCUGUGUACGCUGUACCAAGACGAAAUGGGCCAAGUAAAGACCCCGGAAAAGAGUGUUCGAGACCCCCUCAGCCUGUGGAAGACAAAAAUGAAGAGCCAGAAAGCAGUGAGGCCGAAGGCAACCAGGUCUACUUUGCUGUCUACUCCUUCAAGGCCCGAAACCCCAACGAGCUGAGUGUGUCCGCCCAUCAGAGACUCAAGAUUCUCGAGUUUAAAGAUGUCACAGGAAAUAGAGAGUGGUGGUUAGCUGAAGCCAAUGGGAAGAAGGGAUAUGUUCCCUCCAAUUAUAUCUGCAAAACGGAGUACACUUGAGCCGUUUCCACCUGCCACGCACCCUCGCUGUCUUCUCUUUGUCUGCUGGAGGGUUCAGCCUCCACUGGCGAGAAGGCACCUGCUCUGGGACGUAGGCCCUGCUCACGUUGCUCCGCCGUGACACGGUGGAGCAUGGGUACGUCUGGUCCUCUAUUGGGCUGUGAACCCUGAUGCCCACCAGAAUUUUGAGUGGACCUUGGGCUUGUAAAUGACUUCAUGGCCUUGAGAAGAGAGGGAAGACUUGGGGUUGGUCUGUGGGAACUUUCCAGGCAGAGGUCCAGGAUUGUAUGUCUUCUGAGCACUCUCCUGCUGCAGUAGAGGAGUGUUGGCGUUGGCUACUGCACUGCCCUGAGUCUGGGGCGGCCCUCUGCUCCACGGUCAACUGACCAGAAACCAACUCGGAUGGAAAGAAGACCGGCUCCAGGUGCCCAGGGGUAGCCUGUGAGCCCUCGUAGGGGGUGUUCUGCGUACGGCAAGCAGUUUGUCGGGACUUUACCAGCCUCCAGAACACCUCUGGUACCCCGCGCACAUUCAUGCUCACACACGCCUGCCCUGAGUUCUUUAAGGGCCCUACAUUAGAAGUGCCUCUGCGCUUUCUCUUAUUUAUUUCACUGCACUACCAGAGGGGGCACACCAAGCCUAGCCACAGUCAUGCUCCUCAGAAGUGUGACGGGCCUUUGUUUUCCUCCGACCCUUCAUCCGGACAGCCCUCGUCCUUCCCUGUGUGCCUAGUUCCCUUUCUGCCGGCCGUUGGGACGUCACGCAGCCUGUCUGUGAGGAUAGUCCCCAGCCGCCCCCCACCCCCACCCCCGUGACUCAUGAACUGAUACAUUUUCCUGGGAGAGCAAGUUCAGAGUUCCACUCAAGCCACCAAAAGUAUUAAUUCUGCAGGAAGCCGAAACCAGCAAUACUGGAUGCCUUUCUUCAGGCAGCCCGCUUCUGUUUGCUUCCACCCAUCUUUGCAGGACCCAAAACCCAUGUGCCUCACUGGAAUGAAGCUCGGGAUCCCAGAAGGAGCUGCUCUUAGACGUGGGAAUAAGUAUUUUGCAUUCCAAACAGCCUGAAGUGCCUGGUCGUACCUCUCGCCGGGCUCAGGGAGACGUCUGCCAAUCCUCACAUGAGAAUCGGCUCGAUCUCUUAUUCUUAAGGCGCACCUCCUAGCAGUGAACCCUACCGUAGGGCAGGAGACUCCAGAUUCUAUCUUUUAAGAAAGGAAUUGAAGAACAGCCGGAUGACCCCUACUCCUCCCGCUGCACAUUGGCCUUUAAAAUCUGGGUGAAUUAGGGAUUCCUCCCCACCAUGGUCUCUGCUGGCUGUGGGCAGAUGGCAAUCCAAGUCUCUUGUGAAUAGUGUUUAUAUUUAGAGAUGUUUAUAUUUGAGUAGUUAUUUUAUAAAUAAAAGCAAUUCUAAUGGC